Messenger RNA from Seriola aureovittata, 4056 nucleotides. It is a transcript of the gene ccdc61, whose product is annotated as coiled-coil domain containing 61. Bases 248 to 1795 code for a protein of 515 amino acids. NCBI's taxonomy places the organism in Eukaryota, Metazoa, Chordata, Actinopteri, Carangiformes, Carangidae. The transcript is spliced from 13 exons. Gene Ontology annotation, cellular component: centrosome. The record is from RefSeq and is a predicted model, not a curated record.
AAGAUGCAGCACAGACAGCGCAAAGAGACGAAGAAGAAUUUAACGGUUCCCGGUUGUUGAACCGCUGCACCCUCCACGGUGCCGGUGGCUUACAGGCUGAUUUGGGAUCGAGUGAGCCACCGGUCAGACGGUUGGCUGUUUCAUUUACUUCACCAGGCCAUAUCACCGCGAUGUGUUAACAACGAGCAGCUAUGUGCUAAUAACUCACCUCAUCCAGGAUCAUUACUGCAAACAAAGAUCCAGAGCAAUGGAGGAGGGCUCUGAGGUGAUGGAGGAUAUUGUAUUUCGAGGGGUGGAGUUUUCUGUGAAGAUAGAGGUGGACAAGGGUUCGCUGAUGGUUGAAAUCUCUGACUCAAUGACAGCAGAUCAAUGGAGGGGGGGAUUUGAUCCAGCAUAUAUUGAGGACCUCACUCGGAAAACUGGUAACUUCAAGCAGUUUCCCAUUUUCUGUAGCAUGUUGGAAUCAGCUGUUAGAAAGACGAGUGAUUCUGUUACACUUGACCUUUUGACCUAUGCCGACCUGGAGCUGCUACGUAACAGAAAAGCAGGAGUGGUUAGUCGUCCUCGCGGACAUCAACAAUCAUCUGCACUCACUGCCAAAAGAUAUCUAAUCCUCAUAUACACUGUGGAGUUUGACAGGAUACACUACCCUUUACCCCUGCCCUACGUGGGUAAACCUGACCCAGCUACCCAGCAGAAGGAAAUCAGAACCCUCAGGGCUGAGCUCAGCGCUCUCACCUCACAUGGAGUUGACAAAUCAGCAGGACUAGAAAUACAGCGGCUACGAGCAGAGUUGACUCUGGUGAAAGAAGAGAAGGAGACCAUGGCCAAAGUUCUGGAGCGAUUGCAGAUGACAGCUUGUGGUCCCACACCUGGGCGAGAGGACAGGAGGGUUAUAGAUGUGGUUAGGACGCUGGAGGAACAGCUUGUCAAGGAGAGAGCCAAAAGUCAACGCUCUGCAAGCAAGAGAUGCCAGGAGCAGAGACUCCUAAUGGAGCAGUUGGAGGAGCUGAGAGCAUCAGAGUGUGCUCUCCGUGUUCGUGUCAAGAGUCUCACCAGUGAACUGGCGUUACUACGGAGAGGGUUAGAUACUCUAAGCAUCAGAGUGACGCCUGUGUCUGGUCACAUCAGCUCUCGAGUCGAUGGGGAAAGCUAUCGUUCUCUAUCCCGCGAGAGAAGAACAGGGUACGGGACGGUCAGGGCUCGCUCAGGAUCAAGAGAACGGAUACAGGACCGAUUGCAAAGGUCAGAUGAAAGAGGAAGAAGAGCGGAUUCUUCAGGACCACGUGCUCGCAUACCCAGACCUUCACCCUCUCCCACUGGGUCACGGGUACCACGCUUUGAUCCAACUGCGUACAUCCAGGACAGAAAUCGCAGACAGAAAGAGACAGAACUCAAAAAACAGAGGAAGGUGCGGAAGGAUAUGCUGACGUCACCCCUCGUCCCUGAGAGGGGACGUUCACGCUCCAGAGAGGCCUAUCCUCAGAUGGCCCGGUCUGGCAGCAGAGGCAGGAGUUUAUCUGUGGAGCGGAGAGGAAGCAGGAACUCCUCUGAAAGCUCAUUAGUGGACAUGGAUGAAAUGGCCAAAAAUUUGUUCAGAGGACGAAAAAAGACUUACAAUGGACCCAAUGUGUCAAAAGGAGGCCUUUUAACCAGGAAGCCAUUGUGUAGUACUCCAACACACAAAAUGAAAGACAAAGAGAGCUCCAUAGAUACAGGUGCUGAGCUGUCGGAGAUCGAUGCCAGGCUGCAGGCGCUUCAGGAAUACAUGAGGGACCUAGAUACAGGGCACUGACACAGUUUAGGCUGAGGAACCGAUCUUCAAACAUGAGCAAUGGGCUUACCUGUUCAUGUGUGCUCAUGUAAGACACUAAGCCUCCCUCUGGAGGGUCAGACUCACAGGAUUUCAGGAAGCUACAGCCAUCACUGUGAAGGACUACUUUUUGUGGACUGAUAUAUUUUUUUUUUUUAUAUACCAAGUUUUUAUUAAUUAACUUAAAAUGUGACUGUCUGAGUGUAGUGUCCUUUCUUCUUCACACCUCACCAAACCAACUUAACUAGUGCAUACAUGUCAAAUUUGGCAGUACAUCAAUCAAUUAAUAUUUUAAUUUCCCCUUUACUUGAUGAUUUCUAAUCUUCCAGAUCCCUUUUUUCUUUUUUUUUGAUAAAAUACAUUUUAACAUGUAGCAGGUGAAGCGGAUCAGUCAUUUUUCAUCUAUUUGCACAUGUACGUCCAAUAUCUUUUCUGGGAUGUACCUAACAAUUCAUUACUGUUUUAAAAUGUUGGUUAUUUUAAUUAAUUAUUUGGACUCAAGCAUCAGGGAAAAAAUCUAAAUUUUAACAUCUUGAAAUUGCUUUUCUGUCAAAUAGUCCAAAACCCAAACAUGUGUUAUUUAAAAUGAUAUAAAACAAGGAAAGCAACUAGUUCUGACAUUUGAAAAUCUAAAAUGAUCAGAUUUUCUAAAUUGUUGGCAAUUAAUUUUAUCAAAUUGUUUUUUAUCUCUGCGGUCUUCUCCGGUGCCUGUGUGUAUAAUCUCUACCUUUCAAAACACAUCAAGUCCACCAUUUUAAACUGAAAUGUCCAUGGGUGCAAAUGUCAUAGUACAUUGAUAACCACAGACUGUUGAACCUGUGAUGGACUGGCGUUCCUUCUGCCCAGUGCAUGCUGGGACACAUUUCUGCAGUUUCUGCACCCUGAAAUACAGUAACCAAGUAGAGGAAAUGAGUGACUGCAUGCUGCAUUUCACUACAUGAUUUGGUGGUUAUUUGUCAUUCCUGCCAAAGUCUGCAUUUUCCAGUUUAUUCUUCACAUUGAACUCAACAUUAUCAGUGAAUUUAGAAAUAUAAAUUGAUACCAUUAUGACCUUUAACUUGCUGAUCCACUAAGUGGACCUAAUUUCCCUUUUGAGGUGCUUUCCCCAAACUAAAACAUAAAAAAUCUCUAAUUGUGGAUAACAUUUGUGUAAGGGGGCAAUACUUGACUGCCACAUGUAUGUGUAUGUGCACAAAGACUUAUCAUUUUUUUUGGGGGGGGGGGUCUAAUGCCUUUUAUACCACUUAAAAAUGUAAUUUAUAAGAAAGGUGUCCUCUGUGUAAAGGUUUUUUGUUUUUUUAAAAAUAUUCCAGGCCUGUAUAGUGUUUUGCACACUGCUUUCCUUUGCACUGGUUGUCAGCUGAAGUGGAGCCAGAGGGAAACCUUGAUGGGUUUCCACCACUGCAGCUGGCUUGGUUUCAUUAAUUAACAAAUAAACUUCCGAGCAUGGAACCUUCCUUUCGGGAGCAAAUCAGUGUCUGAACAGCUGCUCCCUUUCUGCUGGGAUACUUGUGAGGGAGAUAACGUUAUUGUUGGUGUAUGUCACGAGGAAGAUUAACUCAGCAUUGACCAACUUGGAAACUGUAGUAAGCUGCAGAUUCACAAAACGGCAUUUGCGUAAAAUGAUAUUCUUGAGAGGAUGGGGAAAUCAUUAUUUACAUAAAACACAGAAGAGAUAUCCUCUCUCAGCCUAGUUAAUGGUUCACAAACAUGGGCAAAAAUAAUAGGAACCAAUUAGGUUUUUUGUUGAUUUAUUAAAGAAUUAUAACAACUGGUAAGAAACAUAUAAAUGUUAAACAAUAGAAAAGGUAAGGCAUGUAUAGUAAACAUCCAGUGUUGAAACCAUCAACUUUAUGUUCUCCACAGAAUAUUAUUUUCGGUGAGAAGCAGCUGAAGAACUACAAGGUUUUUGCCAACACUAUCAUUUGUACAACUUAACUACAUAUCCUAUGAAAGUUAAAGUGCUCAGAGUGUUACAAAUCAAAACUGAACAUUGCAAUAAUGUGACACUUGAAACUCUUAAGGAUUGGAGAUAUGGUUCUAUGACACCUGAUUACAUGCUGCUGCUAUGUUGUUUUAAUGUUUUGGGUGCAGUGUACUCUCGUUACCAUAUUGGUUAAUGAUACAUUCAAUUCACUGGUACAGCAGUGAUUAAAGAAGGUCCCUAUAAUGUAAUAAAGAACAAAGGCAUUGCUGUGUUUUACCAGUACAAUCACAGUCUGUCUGGGCUGGUUCACAAUGAU